AUGGAGAUCAGGGACGGCGUCGCCCUGAUCUCCAUGAGCAACCCGCCCGUGAACGCGCUCGCCAUUCCCGUGCUCGAGGGCAUCGAGGCCCAGGUCAAGGCCGCGCAGGCCGACUCCGGAGUCCGCGCCAUCGUCAUCACGGGCUCCCGCGGCAAGUUCUCCGGAGGCUUCGACAUCACUCAGCUCAAGGCGCGCACCGAAGGCAAGCCCGUCCGGAACAUGUCCGACUUUAACGGCGUCCUCAACUCCAUCGUCGAGGCCGGACCCAAGCCCACCGUCGCCGCGAUCGAGAACCUCGCCCUGGGCGGAGGUCUCGAGGUCGCCAUGGCGUGCAACGCGCGCGUCGCGACCCCAAAGGCGCAGCUGGGAUUGCCCGAGCUGCAGCUGGGAGUCAUCCCGGGGUUCGGCGGCACGCAGCGCCUGCCCAGACUCGUGGGCCUACCCAAGGCGCUGGAAAUGAUGCUCAAGUCCAAGCCCGUCAAGGCGGAGGAGGCGCUCAAGCUCGGGCUCGUCGACGCCAUCGUCCCGGCCGAUCAGCUCAUCGCCAAGGCGACACAGCUGGCGAAGGACAUCGCGGACAAGAGGAUCCCCCGAAAGAUGGCGUCCUUCGACUCGGCGAAGCUUCCCGCCGACGAGGCGAUGGCGAAGAAGGUAUUCGCGGGCGCCAGGCGCCAGGCCAAGCGCGUGAAGCACCUGAUGCCCCACCCUUGGCUCUGCCUCGACGCCGUGGAGACGGGCGUCACGAAGGGCUCCGUCGCGGGUCUCGCGUCGGAGCAGGACGCGUUUGCAAAGGCGGUGUCGUCGCGAGCGUGCAAGGGACUGGUCCACUUUUUCUUCGCCUCGCGCUCCACCGCCGCCGUUCCCGGGGUCACGGACGUUGGUCUCAAGCCCAGGGCCACGAAGUGCGUCGCGGUCGUUGGCGGAGGGUUGAUGGGCAGCGGCAUCGCCACCGCGUGCGCGCUCAGCGGCGUGAGGGUGCUGCUGAAGGAGAUCAACCAGAAGUUUCUGGACGCGGGCAUGGCGAGGGUCAGGGCUAACCUCGCGUCCAACGUCAAGAAGGGACGGAUGACGUCGCAAAAGGCGGACGCCAUCUAUUCCCUGUGCACGCCGUGCCUCACGUACGAUAAGUUCAAGGAGGCGGACAUGGUCAUCGAGGCGGUGAUCGAGAACCUGGACCUGAAGCAGAAGAUCUUUGCCGACUUGGAGCGAAGCUGCAGAUCGGACUGCAUCCUCAGCACCAACACCAGCACCAUCGACAUCACCAAGGUGGCGUCUAAGAUGCGAAACCCCGAGCGGAUCCUCGGCGCUCACUUCUUCUCCCCGGCGCACGUCAUGCAGCUCUUCGAGAUCAUCCGCACCGACGCCACCCCGCCCCAGGUGUUGGUGGACGCGCUGGGACUCUCCAAGCAGAUCAAGAAGACGCCCGUCGUCGUCGGUAAUUGCACCGGGUUCGCCGUCAACCGCGUGUUCUUCCCGUACACCAUGUCGGCGUGCCUCCUCGUCGACCUCGGCCUGGAUCCGUACGCCAUCGACAACGCGAUUCGCGCCUUUGGCAUGCCAAUGGGCCCGUUCCGACUGGGCGACCUCGUGGGCCACGACGUGGGCGUUCACGUCGGACAGAACUUUAUCGACGAUUUCCCCUUAAGGGUGUACGAGUCUAAACUCAUCCCGGGUCUGAUGAAGUCCGGACGCAUGGGCGAAAAGAGCGGCAAGGGUUUCUACGUCUACGACGCCAAACGAGCCGCCACGCCCGACCCCGAGGGCAUCGCGGCGCUGCUUCACGCGUCGAGAGCCGCCGCGUCGGGCCGGUUCAAGCGAUCCACGUCCGGCGAGUUACUGGCGAUGACCGCCGACGACAUCGCCGAGAUGAUAUUCUUCCCCGUCGUCAACGAGGCGUGCAGGUGCCUGGCGGAGGGCGUCGUCGUUCGAGCGAGUGACCUCGACGUCGCGUCCAUCCUCGGCAUGGGCUUUCCCCCGUUUAGGGGCGGCGUCGUGCACUGGGCGGACCAGGUGGGCGCCGGGCGCAUCGCGGCGCGGCUUCGGGAGUGGUGCACGGCGUACGGCGGGAUCUACCAGCCGUGCCCGUACCUCGAGGACUGCGCGGUGCAGGGGCGGUCGCUGGCGGAGGGGCCGCUGAGGGGCCCGGAUAGGUCCAAGCUGUGAGUGAACGCGACACGACUGGCGCGAGUAGUGACGGGAGCCGCCCGACCACCGAGGCCGGCCCCGGACAAAGUCAGCGGACGAGAUCGCGACGCGCUUGUAACAUACGACGCAUUUGCAUUC
Messenger RNA from Micromonas commoda, 2283 nucleotides. RefSeq lists its product with no specific name. The transcript is spliced from 2 exons. The coding region runs from base 1 to 2163 and encodes 720 amino acids. Gene Ontology annotation, biological process: fatty acid beta-oxidation. The record is from RefSeq and is a predicted model, not a curated record. Lineage: Eukaryota; Viridiplantae; Chlorophyta; Mamiellophyceae; Mamiellales; Mamiellaceae. Gene Ontology annotation, molecular function: (3S)-3-hydroxyacyl-CoA dehydrogenase (NAD+) activity; NAD+ binding. Gene Ontology annotation, cellular component: peroxisome.